Molecule: messenger RNA, 957 nt
Organism: Pseudogymnoascus verrucosus
Lineage: Eukaryota; Fungi; Ascomycota; Leotiomycetes; Thelebolales; Thelebolaceae
Exons: 2
Coding region: 78-845 (255 amino acids)
Source: RefSeq, a predicted model, not a curated record
CACAUUUGUAACAUCCGCACAAAAAUAUUAUAUAAUACAGAACUUUAUAAUUUCGGCAGCAAAACAUAUCACUUGGCAUGGCUGACAAACCCGCACAACAAAAGAUUACCCUCAUCCCCUGGGACCCUGAGUCGCAAGAGCACAUCGACAGGCUCUACAUACAGCGUGUAGCCUGUGGAUGGAAGGCCGAUAAGAUUGAGAAGUGGCGCAUCUGCCAGAGAGAUGGGUCUAUGUCUCUUCACUGGGUUGUCCUCGACCCUUCCGAUCCACAAACGGCCGAUCGGAUUUCCAAACAUGUCGCCACUCAGCCAGACGAGACCACUCCCCUUGAAGACUCAGCCGUAGCCGUCGGCGGCCGCCCUCGAGAUUCUUCCUCCUCGCGUUCGCUGGUACCUUUCAUGCCUGUAGGCCACAUCAGUGUAGACACUGUAGCCUCCACACCGGAGCCAACUGCCCUCUUAGCCGAUCCAGCAAACCAUCGCUUCCACCUGUCAGCCUUCUACAUCUCCAAGGCCAUCCAGGGCGGGGGCCUCGGCAAUACAACGAUGAGGACGGCUGAGCACAUGGCUGCUAGCGUUCUCGGCGCCAAAGUCAUCACGCUCGACACGUGGGAUCGGAGGCUCAUCAUUGGCGACGAGAAGAAGGAGUGGCGAGAGAAGUUUGAUUAUUACUCGACGGGGGGUUUACUUAUGAAAUUUGACCCCCAAGGCUGGUAUCAGAGGCUCGGGUACAAGGUUAUUAAGGAGAUUGAGGAGUUCAAUUCAACCAGUGGGUAUUGUCUGAAGAGGCCAGACGGUCAGGCCUGGUGCAUUCCGAGCGUGUAUAUGGAGAAGGCGGUGGUAUAGGCGCAGGACAGGUCUGCCUGGUACUAGGUGUCAGCCAUGUUGAUUAGAACAGCGAAAUAGACGUGUUUGGAUAAAGUAUCAUAGCCAAACCAUCCAUACAAUAGAAUGGGGA